This is a messenger RNA of Anarrhichthys ocellatus (wolf-eel), 3710 nucleotides long. It is a transcript of the gene bcl3, whose product is annotated as BCL3 transcription coactivator. Lineage: Eukaryota; Metazoa; Chordata; Actinopteri; Perciformes; Anarhichadidae. Bases 1461 to 2954 code for a protein of 497 amino acids. Gene Ontology annotation, molecular function: NF-kappaB binding. The record is from RefSeq and is a predicted model, not a curated record. Gene Ontology annotation, cellular component: cytosol. The transcript is spliced from 9 exons. Gene Ontology annotation, biological process: cellular response to tumor necrosis factor.
UUUUGGGAGUGCAAGUUCAGCUCUGAGUCUGUAUCCAGGUGGCAUAUGUACAACCUGAGGCAACAUAUGAGCUGACUGACACACUGCACAUCCAAUGCAGUGCAAUUUGCAAAUUCUGUCCUAAUCAAUCUAGAAUUAAUCGUAAGGCUUACUUCAGCUUUCAUAUCUUGUUUCUUUACAAUGUAGCCUAAUGAGUUCACAAAUUUGCACAAAUGCAGAAAAUUGAGCAUUUGUGGGUAAAGCAUACAGAAAGCUGUAAUGUAUAGAAGAGUACAAUCAGUUGUAAUGUAACAGUAUCUGUUCUAUACUGUAAAAACACGGGUGUGGAGGCUGAGACAUGAACAAAAUAACAUUAAAAAAAUCCUUUCCAUGACAUCAUUAAGAGGGCACAGAAAAGUUCAGAGAGGAAGUUUACCUUUCAAAGCCUUUCUGUUUUUGAUACUCUUUGUCUAUUGAUCUGACGUUAACACAUAAAUGGUAAUAUGCCCAAUUUCAUAAAAAAAAGUACAUGUAACUCUGCACAUUACAUGUUGUUGAAGUCCGUAUUUCCAUGUUGCAUGCUCUGGUAUAAGGUGGGACAGAAAUACACUUUAUAACAUUACCUGCAGAAUUUCUCCGUUACAUGCAACUGUAUUUUAACUGCUCAUCAAGUCUUGAAAUAGCUACAUUGAAUUACAAUUUAAUCUAGAAGCUUUUAUUUAUUAACACGACUGAACAAUUCAAAGCGGUGAAAAAUUGAAAGAAAAAAGAAAAUUACAAAGGAAAAUUUAAAAAAAAGUGUGCCUUGUGAGCAUGGCUGAGAAUUUCAAUGAAUUUAUGUUGUCCAUGUUGACAAUUAAGAAACAACAUGCAGGCAGGGUAGCCUGCUUCUGUAGGCUACAAGCCCAAAAGCCCAAAGCAUCCGAACCGAGAAAAGCAUCGAUCCUUGAACUUCUUCAGAAAUUCAGUAUUAGAUGUUUUCAACUUGCAUGCAAAGCAGACAGAUGUGAAAGAGUUCGGAAAUGCAGAAAUUAUUUUGAAUUCAACGAAGUGUUUUCUCUUUGCCCUCCUUCACUCAGUUUAAUUUGCCCUCAAAUCGAAACAGAGCGAUUACAGCGCUGAGAGGGAAAGCACCGCACUCAUUAAAAGCAGAUCAGCCCUAUCGCAGCUGCUGCACACUACCUGCAGUUGUUAGGUGCGCUGGGAUACACAUUAUCUACACUAAACUUCUAUUUGCUCUUUUUCGAAAAUACAUUUGCGUAAGAGUCAAUUACUUUGAACGCUUAUCUUAAAUACACCAGUGACACAAAAGGAAACAGAUUGAUGCCCAUUUGAUUUCGUGGGGAUGGAAAAAAAGCGCACUAUUGGCCACUUUGGAUUGGACUGAUCCCAUCACCAAACUGUCACUGAACGUCGAGAAGUUUCCUUCACGCGCACACACCUGACACUUCUUCAGAUCCUGAGCGCCUCGUCCCCGGUUGAUGCCGAGGAUCAUGACCAUGAACGGUGACCACCAGUCGGUUGCCACCGCGCCGCUGGAUCUGCGCACCACUACCCGAGAGCGUGGGAGCCCCGGGUCGAGGACUCCGGACUGCAAAGGUCGCGCUAAGGGCUCAACUGCACCUUCAGCGUGCACAGGAAAAGACAGAUUGGAAAUACACUGCUCCGCGGUCAGAAGCGCACCGGACCCAGAAGCCGGCGCUGCUCGUAAACGGCCAGCGGACAAUUCUUCCUCCAGGCUACCUUUAAGGAAACGCCCGAUUAUUGUCGUGCCGGAGACCCAAACGCAGUCAGCGGUUUUACCAGAAAGCGGAGAUCGCCUUUCUCGUGCAGUAGAUACGGACUUCACAUUACGAGGGAGGUAUACCGGUCGUUUGGAAAGAGCCGCGAAUGAAAGCAGGGUCGACGCAGCACCAGUAACUCUCAGCCGGGUAGAAGAGGCAGGGCAGAGUCCAGAUCGAUAUCCCAUUCGCUUCCUGCACCCGCUUGAUUACGGUCCACUGUACUGUUUGCCCCCUGUCCCCGAGUUGAACCACCCUCUGGCCCACCAAGCCGAAAGCCUGCUGACUGGUAUUGCUCUGGCUACACGUCAAGAUGAAGACGGAGACACGGCUCUCCACAUAGCUGUGGUACAGGAGGAGUUGGUCCUCGUCCGCAAACUGAUCCAACUACUGCUGUGGGCUCGCAGAGGCGUUGAUGUCUACAACAACCUCCGUCAGACUCCCCUUCAUCUGGCAGUGAUCACCCAGCAGGCAAACAUGGUGGAGGCUUUGUUGAGAGAUGGGGCCGACCCUGCUGCCUUGGACCGUAACGGACAAACAGCGCUCCACCUCUGCUGCGAAUAUGACCAGCGUGACUGUCUGUCCGUUGUGCUUUCUCUCUCCCAAUCCUCCACAUGCUUGGAGAUCAGAAACUAUGAGGGUUUGAGCCCUCUCCAUCUGGCGGUGCUGCGUGGCCAGAAAGAUUUGUCCAAAAUGCUGCUGGAUGCAGGCGCUGACAUCAAUGCUAUGGACAUCAAGAGUGGCCAGAGUCCUCUCAUGCACGCAGUGGAGAGCAAUAACGCAGACAUGGUCCACUUCCUCAUUGAGAGAGGCUGUGAUGUCAACAGCCAGUCAUACAGUGGGAACACAGCCCUGCACAGCGCCUGUGGCCGAGGUCAGGUGGACACGGCGCGGCUGCUGCUGAAGAGUGGAGCUGACAGCAGCCUCAAGAACUACCAUAAUGACACCCCUGUGAUGGUGGCCAAGAACAAGAAAAUAGCAGAUGUAUUACGAGGGAGAGGCUCCAAUCAGGUUAGAGCUCAAGAUCAACACUGUCUGUCUGUCUCACCACAUGGGAGUAGCUUAACAGAUAAUGGGUCCCCAUCUCCCAACCACAGUCGUGGUUGUUCACCUUUGACUACACCACACACCCCUCAUCAUAGCACCUCCCAUUCUCCAAAGACUCCAUCUACGCUUGUAUUUCCAUUUUACUAGCUCACAGUUAUUGUUGAGUGCAAUUUGCAACUACCUCCACACAGCGAACCAAAAGAGAGACUUCAAUGCCCACAAGGACAUCCAAAAGAAGGUACAGCUAAUGGGAUGACAAACCAGCAAAAGACUACACCUGAAUUCCCUAUAAGCUGGCCUUCUUUUCCUGGAUUCCAUGCAAAAACAUGCAUCCCUCCAUGGGUUUAGGUGCCUGGACAGAGUGCCUGCCUGCUACUUCCCUGCUCAUCCAGCUGCUGUUGUGACUGGGACCAAACUAGCAACUGACAAGCUACUGCUGGAUUUCUCCAUAUGCAACUAUGAAGCAACAUAAAUGUGCCACUACUGUACAUGCAAUCGAGGCUGAACAUAAAGGAAAGUCAGUAAAUGAUGGGCAUGGGCCUAAGCUCAGUGAACUCUGACUCCCUUUGUAAAAAUGUAUUUUGGCCUUUACUUUUUGUAUAGAGGACUGUAGAGAGAUGGCAGGAAAUGAAGGGCAACAAAUACAAUUUUGGACACCUUAAGUCUUUUAAAAUUCCAGUCUGCUUACAAUAAGACUGGGCCUAUGUAACUUGACCUGCUUAAUAUUGCAGUUCAUUUCCUUCUUUAUGCCAUUUUUAAAAUAAUCUACGUCACAGUACCUUUCAGAUGUUCGUGUGCAUAAGUGCCUGUGCGCACGUGUGUGUUAUUUUAUCACUGUCAAAAGUUGUUGAUAUAUUAUUUUUUACAUAAAAGGGUGUCCAACAGAUUCACUUUUGUCUGGAU